CAAGUGAUGUCUCAUUAUAUAAAGCCUACAAAAUCACAUCUGUUUUGGUGAAAGCAAGUUAACCAAAGCAACUCUUAUCAAGUAACUUACAACUCUGAAUAUGUCCCAAAUAAAAGCCUCUAUCUUCACUGGAUCCACUGAAUUCGGCAAAUUGGCCGAAGAAGGUCAAAUUGCUGUUCCAGAAAUCAGUGAUACUCAACUUUUAGUUAAAAAUGUUGCAGUUGCAGCCAAUCCAACCGAUUGGAAACAUAUUAUUAUUGGAAUGGGUGGUAAAAAGGGUUGUGUUAUUGGAUCUGAUAUUGCUGGCUAUGUUGAAAAGGUCGGAUCUAAAGUCACAAACUUUAAGAAAGGUGAUGCUGUUGCUGCGACCUUGAGAGGUAACUGCGUUGCCAAUAAUGGUGGGUUUGCUGAAUAUACUGCUGUUGAACAAGUGUUGGCUCAAAAGAUCCCUAACAUUCAAGAAAAAGCUUUGAGUGUCGGCGAUUGUCCUCCUUCUACUAUUGAUAGUUUUGAAGCUGCUGCUUCCUACUCUUUAAGUCUUGCUACCGUUGGGGUUUCGUUUUCUCAUAAUUUCCAAUUCAAAGAAACUGAUUCCUCCAAUGCUGAUAAGUAUGUUUUGAUCUGGGGUGGUGCUACUUCCAGUGGGAUUUUUGCUAUCCAAGUUGCAAAAUCAAUUUAUGGUUUCAAGGUUAUCACCACUGCUUCUAAAAAACAUCAUGAUUUUUUGAAAUCCUUAGGUGCCGAUGUAACCUUUGAUUAUAAGGAUGCCAAUGUGGUUGAGCAAAUAAAAGAUUUUGGUAAAGGUAAAAUCCAGUAUGCCUACGAUACGGUUUCUUCUUCUCAGACUUUACAACAAGUUUAUGAUGCUACUGAAGGCUCGGAAAACGUUGAAAUUGAUAAUUUACUUUUCUUAUCAGCCAAAAAUAUCAAGACUGAUGAAAAAAGAGAUGUCAAAUUCCAUGUCACUCUUGUAUAUUUGGCUAGUGGUCAUGACCAAAACGGUAUUGAAUCCACACCAAAAUUACAACAAGAUUUCAAUCAUUUCUGGCAAGACUUAGUUCCUGAUUAUUUACCUAAAUUCAAAACUCCAGCCUUAAAAGUUUUGAAUCCUGGGUACGGUUCUGUUAAUGAAGCAUUAGACUUACUCAGAAACAAUAAGGUGAGUGGUCAAAAAGUUGUCUUCCGAAUCUAAUUUCUUUCUUCUUUUAAUAACCUUAGUAAUUCUUAUUAUUGAUCUGAAUCACAAAUAG
Molecule: messenger RNA, 1250 nt
Organism: Hyphopichia burtonii NRRL Y-1933
Lineage: Eukaryota; Fungi; Ascomycota; Pichiomycetes; Serinales; Debaryomycetaceae
Product: zinc-binding alcohol dehydrogenase family protein
Exons: 1
Coding region: 101-1192 (363 amino acids)
Molecular function (GO): oxidoreductase activity, acting on NAD(P)H
Source: RefSeq, a predicted model, not a curated record